Astyanax mexicanus (Mexican tetra) is the source of this 5656-nucleotide messenger RNA. RefSeq names its product alpha-1,6-mannosylglycoprotein 6-beta-N-acetylglucosaminyltransferase (gene mgat5). The coding region runs from base 389 to 2620 and encodes 743 amino acids. The record is from RefSeq and is a predicted model, not a curated record. Gene Ontology annotation, biological process: protein N-linked glycosylation. The transcript has 17 exons. Gene Ontology annotation, molecular function: alpha-1,6-mannosylglycoprotein 6-beta-N-acetylglucosaminyltransferase activity. NCBI's taxonomy places the organism in Eukaryota, Metazoa, Chordata, Actinopteri, Characiformes, Acestrorhamphidae. Gene Ontology annotation, cellular component: Golgi apparatus.
UGUGUCGAUGGUUGAAUGUGGAGAGAGAGGCAGGCAGGUUACACGGCUGGCUCUGUUCAAAGACACACAGGUUAUUUGCACCUGCAUGAGCUUGGUUUUAGAGAGAGCGGGCUUUAAGGUCGUACGGGAAUAGGAUAAACAGCCUGAGGAAUCGUUUGCCACAUCAGUAUGGAUCUUCCAGUGUGGGCGUAUCUCUCAGAUGACUGACCAUCGUGAGGCAUGGACCUUCACCAGGAUCAGCCUUGUUAAGUCUACAAACCCAAACCCAUCUAUCAUGAACCACAGCCAGUGCUGGCCAUGAGACUCAACACCUCCUGAUCUCUCCCCACAUACACACACACACACACACACACACUUACACAGACACACACACAAACACACACUGACCAUGGCCUCCAUAUACUGGAAGCUGUCCUCGCAGAAGCUGGGCUUCUUCCUGGUGAGCUUUGGCUUCAUAUGGGGCAUGAUGCUGCUGCACUUCACCAUCCAGCAGAGGACGACGCACGAGAGCAGCGCACAGCUCCGCAUGCAGAUCCUGGACCUGAGCAAGCGCUACAUCAAAGCACUGGCUGAGGAGAACCAGGGAGUGAUGGACGGACCUUACGUGGGCACCAUGACUGCAUACGACUUGAAGAAAACUCUGGCUGUGCUGCUGGACAACAUCAUGCUAAGACUUUCCAAGCUGGAGUCCAAGGUGGACAUCAUCAUCUACAACGGCUCGGCCACCAACCUGACCAAUGGCACGGCGACACCUGCCCCCAGCACCACCAACGCUGAGAAGGUCAACGUAGCAGAUCUGCUGAAUGGAGCACAGGAGAAGUGUGAGCUGCCUCAGCUUGAUGGCUUCCCGCACUGUGAAGGCAAAUUGAAGUGGAUGAAGGACAUGUGGCGUUCUGAUGCCUGUUACGGAAACUACGGAGUGGACGGCUCCACCUGCUCCUUCUUCAUCUACCUGAGUGAGGUGGAGAACUGGUGCCCUCGACUACCCUGGAGGACCACGAACGUUAACGAUGACUCUGACAAAAAGGGACAGUCUGAGUACCGUACGAGUCUGGAGGAGCUGUAUCGUAUGAUGUCCAGGCGGGAGGAGUUCCGCUGGAUGAUGCUGAGGAUAAAGCGGAUGGAGGAACCGUGGGUCAGCGCCAUCCGCUCACUCGCCACCAAGCAGGACCUCCAGAGGCGCAAGCGCAAGAAGAUCCUCGUUCAUCUGGGUCUGCUGACGAAGGAGUCUGGCUUUAAGAUAGCGGAGAACGCGUUCAGCGGGGGUCCGCUGGGGGAGCUGGUGCAGUGGAGUGACCUCAUCACCACCCUGUACCUCCUGGGCCACGACAUCCGCAUCUCUGCCUCCAUCGCUGAGCUCAAAGAGAUCAUGCGUAAGGUGAUGGGGAAUAAGUCCAGCUGUCCCACACAGGGUGAUAAGGUGGUGGAGCUCAUCUACAUAGACAUUGUGGGCCUGUCUCAGUUUAAGAAGACGUUGGGACCAUCCUGGGUGCAUUACCAGUGUAUGCUGCGAGUGCUGGAUUCGUUUGGGACGGAGCCCGAGUUUAACCACGCCCACUACGCCCAGUCCAAAGGCCAUAAGACUCCGUGGGGCAAAUGGAACCUCAAUCCCCAGCAGUUCAACACCAUGUUCCCUCACACUCCAGAUAACAGUUUCCUGGGCUUUGUGGUGGAGCAGCACCUGAACGCCAGCGACAUCAGACACAUCGAUGACAUCAAGCGGCAGAACCAGUCUCUUGUCUAUGGGAAAGUGGAUAACUUCUGGAAGGACAAGAAGAAGUAUCUGGACAUCAUCCAUUCAUACACAGAGGUUCACGGCACAGUCCACGGCACCAGCACUGUCCACCUUCCACCAUACGUCAAAAACCACGGCAUCCUCAGCGGCCGAGACCUGCAGUUUCUACUGAGAGAGACUAAGUUGUUUGUGGGACUGUCCUUCCCUUAUGAAGGCCCUGCCCCGCUGGAGGCAAUAGCCAAUGGUUGUGCGUUCUUGAAUCCUAAGUUCCACCCACCCAAAAGCAGCAAGAACACAGAUUUCUUCAAGGGCAAGCCCACUCUGCGAGAGUUGACCUCCCAGCACCCGUAUGCUGAGGUGUAUAUUGGGCAACCUCACGUCUGGACUGUGGACAUAGACGACCCUGCAGAAGUGGAGAGGGCUAUAAGAGCCAUCCUGAGCCAGAAGAUUGAACCUUAUCUACCAUACGAGUUCACCUGUGAGGGGAUGCUGCAGAGAGUCAACGCCUUCAUAGAAAACCAGGAUUUCUGUCACGGUCAGGUGAUGUGGCCUCCGCUCAGCGCUCUGCAGGUUAAACUGGCACCAGUGGGGAAAUCCUGUAAACAGGUGUGUCAGGAAGAGCAGCUCAUCUGUGAGCCAUCCUUCUUCCAGCACCUCAACAAGGACAAGGACCUGGCCAGGUUUGGUGUGGAGUGUAAGACGGUGGAGAGCGUUGGCGACAUCGUGGUUCCAGCGUUCAGCGCCUCUGCGCGUCACUGUGUGCUGCAGUCUGACCUGCUGCUCUUCAGCUGCGCAGGAGCGCAUCACUCUUUACAGCGCAUCUGCCCCUGCAGAGACUAUAUGAAGGGCCAGGUCGCACUUUGCAAAGGCAAAGGCUGCUUAUAACACACACACACAAAAACUUAUACACAUGCACACACAUAUACACACACACACACUUUAACAGACUUACAUUAAUGUUCAUACAUACACACUCCUCCCCUCUCUGUGUGGAUUACAGUGGACUACAGCUGUGGUGCAGCUCCUUUGGUCUCCAUCUUUUUAGUUUGUAUGUGUGUGUCUCUCUGUGUGUGUGUGUGUGUGUGUGUGUAUGUAUGUGUGUGUACAGAUUCUGAGGCGUGAGAGAGGUGUGUACAUGAUUUCCAGUCUGAAUCCCCCUCCCCUCUUUCUUGUUGUCUUCUGUACCACAUCAGUGUGAUGCUGCCUGUGCCACAGGGACAGCCGGAGCCCGACUGGCCGCAGACGGUCAAAGGACAUUCCAGCUGUCCCUUUACUUCACGUGUUUGUGUGUGUGUAUGUAUGUAUGUAUGUAUGUAUGUGUGUGUGUGUAUGUAUGUGUGUGUGUGUGUGUGUGUGUGUGUGUGUGUGUGUGUGUGUGUGUGUUUUCACAUACAAUGUGGGGAUUUUUGCUGCCUAAAGACUACUAACUCCAGCUAAACGGAGACGAGCAAGCAAAAUCAUAAGACUGAAUUCAGGCCGGAAAUUGAAGAACUUCUACCUUUCUAGCCACGCCCACAAAGAAAAAGGGGAGGGGACAUAUUGCACCUACUGUAAAACAAACAAACAAACGAAUGAAGAACUGUAGAAAUGAACACACACAUGCACAAACACCUUCUGAAAGCUGAUACGACGCUCCCGACGAGGACUGUCUGGAUUUCUGACUGAACGAUUUCAGCUUUUCGGAAGCAUCUCAUCCGCCGACGCUCUGAACGACGAGAAAGAAACGAGAGAAGAAAAAGAAAAGCGAGCGAGAGAAACGAAGAGAGGAGAGACUAGACAAGUGCUGGACUUAUUAUAUAUUUUUUCUUUCUUUCAUUUAUUAUUAUUAUUUUUUGGUUUCCAAACCUCGAUGUGACUCUUGAGAACCCGUACCGUGGCUGGAUUGGUGGGUUCUCACAUGGCCUGAAAUACUUGAAGAGGAGUGCAGGGAAUCAGAACUCUUCACUGCCCCCUGCCUGUGUUGUGAUGCUACUGCAGUGCUGCAUUACGUUCUUCUUGUUUUCUUCUGUUUUCUUCUCAGUUUUCUUCUUUUUUCCAUCCCAGCUCUCCUCUCUUCGUCUUUUUCGUCUCUCUCUCUCUCUCUCUCUCUCUCUCUCUCCCUCGUUCUCUUUCUCCAGCUUGCCUGCAUCAUGGGACCAACCUGACUGGACCGAUUGGCAGGAACUCUUAAGGAAUUUUUAAGGCUCCGUCGGAGUCCGGACCCCCACUUCCCCCCUUUACCCUUACGAAACGCUUCACACGGAGCGUGUGCAUCUACGAGGACGAGGACGAGGAUUCUGUGGUGAAGGAUUCUCUGCUUUUUCACUGAAACUACUGGCUCUUCUGUUCAGGCCUGCCUGAAGAGAGAGGGGCGUCCAAAUGUGUAGAUACUAGUUUUGAUUGAAUAUGUAUAGAGGUGUUACAGCGCUUAAUGCUCAAACACAUAUACAAGCACACACACACACACACACACACAGAUACACUUGAGGGAAUACUCCAGAACGUUUCAUCCUAAUAAUCUAUAGCCUCUUUUCCACUGCAGGCCGAGCCAGACUGUUCCACUUUCCAUUUGCUGGGUUGCUUCUUCAAGUUUUAAGUCAGUGGCAGUUGGAUGUUUUGGAGGGGAUUCUAGCUUAAAUACAAGCUGGAGAACUGUGUUUUUUUUUCUCUUCUAAUUUUUCCCCAUUUUCUCCCCUAAUUUUGCACAGCCAAUUACCCAACGCACUCAUCAGGACUCCCCCUAUUACUAGUGAUGCCCCGACACACCAGGAGGGUGAAGACUAACACAUGCUUCCUCCGAUACAUGUGAAGCCAGCUGCUGCUUCUUUUCGAGAAAACUGUGUUUUCGCAUCACUACUGUGGUGUUUAUUCAUGGCGACCAGGCUUGACCCACAUUACUAAUGCAGCCCUAGCAUGCUGGUGACCAGGCUUGUUCCAUAUUGAAAAUAUGAUGUUAGCAUGCUGGUGUACAGGUUCUCUUGUGCCAUUAAGGCCGUUUUCACACCUGUAAUUAAUUUCACUGGUAGAAUUUGUUCACUUUUUCCCCCUCUGUUUGGUUUGUUUUCACACGGGCAAAAACCUAAACGCACCAAAAUGUGACCCCACAAACCACGCGAGCACAAUGUCUUCUCUGAUUGGUCAGAGCUGUCUGGUGUUGGAGCAACAAAGUAAAUACAGAAAGAAGGUUCUGUGCUCCAGACCAGCGCAUAUAUGUGUUUGUGUGUAAAGCUGUUUAGCGUGAGCAGGGAGUGCUGCACAUUCAACAUUAAGCUUAACAUGGAGCAGCAGCAAAGACUGCUUAUAUCUGAGGUAAUAAUGUUUGUAAUUAAGCAAGUUAGACUGCACCUGAAAAGCUCUUAUCUUAAAUGUGAGAAGUAUAUUUGAUAGUUUGGUCUGAUCAAGACUGGAUCACGUUCUAAUCAGAAACGAAACUCUCCCGAGUUCUUUCAUCGCUAAAGCUGUGUUAGCAUGCCAGCGACAGGGUUCAUUUAAGAUGAAUUCUAGCUUUUGUUUAGCUGGUUCAAUAUCACUAACAUGGCGUUCACUAUUACACUGUUAGAAUGUCAGAGAUAAGGCUUGUCCCAUGUUGCCGGUAAAGCAGCAUUAUCAUAGCCUGGCUAGCCAAUUUUAGCCCUCCCACUGAACACUUCUGUGGCUCUAAUUAUGGCUAAUUAACUAACUAUCCAUGCCUAGAAAACUGAUCCCAGCAACAAUGCUUGUCCCACAUCACCGCUAAAGCAGCAUUAGCUUAGCCUGAUUAGCCAAUUUUAGCAUUUCUACUAAACACAUCUGUGGCUCUAAUUAUGGCUAAUUAACUUACUAACCAUGCAGAAUGGAUAAAAACCAGACUGGACUGUUUUGGCCCUGCAGUGGAAAACAAGGCCUCUAUUUGCUGCAUCUGCGUUUGCUAUCCUGGUUAGUCUGGGUGAUCAUAUUUUUGUC